Branchiostoma belcheri (Belcher's lancelet) is the source of this 1069-nucleotide messenger RNA. RefSeq names its product tumor necrosis factor ligand superfamily member 10-like. Gene Ontology annotation, biological process: immune response. Gene Ontology annotation, molecular function: tumor necrosis factor receptor binding. Gene Ontology annotation, cellular component: membrane. Bases 213 to 1040 code for a protein of 275 amino acids. The record is from RefSeq and is a predicted model, not a curated record. NCBI's taxonomy places the organism in Eukaryota, Metazoa, Chordata, Leptocardii, Amphioxiformes, Branchiostomatidae. The transcript is spliced from 6 exons.
CGUCACUGGGUCCCGGGGAUUUGUCAAGGGUGGGGGCGCGGGUUUCUCUACUCUCCAGUCUUAUCUUAGUCAUAUCUAUAUUUAACAAAUCUUUUUAAGACAAAUUUUUCCGUUGCAUCACAUGGCGAACGUCUGGAAAAAAGGUUUCGAGAACCACCUGAUGAUGUGCAUUUGGCUUCGUUUGAAAUACUGGCAUAAGAACGACGUUUACCAUGGUUUGUAAAGGCUACAAGGAGCAGAGAUUCGGCCAUGUUCUUGAGUUCAUAGUGUUCUUCCAGCUCUUCCUGCUAUUUGCCCUGUGCGUGAGUUUUGUAACUGUUACUGUCAACUUGAGCGCCGAGAUUGACGGACUGAGGGCGGCUAAGCAUUCUGGGGACGAGAGCUGGGAGAACUUGCACCCUGGGCUGACUGCUAUCGUCAAAAAUGCCGUUGCGCAAGAGUUGGCGAAUAUCACAAAUGACAAAGAGCGAGACAGAGAGCAGACCGGCCGUUUUACCCCGUACGGUCCCCUGGUGUACCUGCAAGAGCAUGCCGGCAAGGGAGGCGGGAAGGAGCGGGGUUACCUCGCCAAGCCCAUGGCGCACCUCACGGGGUCAAACAAGUCGGCAUGGGUACUCCGCCCUAAGACCGCCCUGGUGAAGUUGCGUGGUUGGGAGUGUGACCAGGGCCUGGCGACGCUCGCUAACGGCAUGAAGUACGGCGGCGGACACAUCCAUGUGCCUAUGGACGGCCUCUACUACGUCUACAGCCAACUGUACUUCAGGUACAUGAAAGGCGACGAUGACACCAGGAAGCACAUGCAGAUGCUUCACUACACUUUCAAGAGAAGCGACACCUACCGAGUGCCACAGGAACUCAUGAAAAGUGCCCGCACCAAGUGUUGGUCUAAGCACGCUGACUACGGGCUCCUGUCCACGUACCAGGGCGGCGUGUUCCGGCUCAGGCGGGGAGACAGGCUGUACGUGGCCGUCAGUAACAACAACGUCGACCUGGUCAGCUUCGAGGAGACGGGCAGCUACUUCGGGGCCUUUCUCAUCUGACAGCUGACAAUCAUCUGGGAGACUGCUUC